Messenger RNA from Lytechinus variegatus (green sea urchin), 4143 nucleotides. Its product is annotated as growth factor receptor-bound protein 2-like. Gene Ontology annotation, molecular function: protein binding. The transcript has 9 exons. The record is from RefSeq and is a predicted model, not a curated record. Bases 485 to 1234 code for a protein of 249 amino acids. Lineage: Eukaryota; Metazoa; Echinodermata; Echinoidea; Temnopleuroida; Toxopneustidae.
ACGAUUUUCACUUCCGCAAAUUACGUAGGUGAUCAACACGGUACGGCACUAGUACAGGAUCGGGAAACACCGAGAAGUUUCGCAACAAAGUUACAAAAAACGACUCAGAAACAAUAAGGCAUGAUAAAGUAUCUUCAAUUGGGACCUGUAUAGAUUCUUCACUUUUUGGAAAACAGCAAUCGAAGGACUAAUGUUACGUUGACGUUCGUUUUGAAGACGUUGAGAGUGGGAAUCGCACACUGCCUAGGCGUGUGUACAAACUCAUGAACUUAUUCUUGUGGUUCUUGUGUUGUGUGGAGUCUCAGCGUAUAGAGUAGAGUGUGUAGAUUUAGUGCGUGUGCAGCAUUGCCAUUGGCAGACAAGACAGGCUGUUGUCAGUGUCAGAGUGUUGUGAGAAUUUUUUUUGCAGACUAACCUGCAAUAAAAUAGGAUCAGUCUGUGCGGUAUAACAUGAACAUUCAUUGAACAGGAAUUAUCGGAAAGUAUGGAGUACGUGGCACAGUUUGACUUUACGCCAUCAAAGGAUGAUCAGGAUGAACUUGGCUUCAAGAAAGGCGACGUAUUGAAGGUAACAAAGAGAGAAGACCGGCAUUGGUUGUUCGCUCACAUUGGUCCAAAGAGGGGAUUAGUGCCAGAAAAUUAUCUUAAACCUGAAGAACACAAAUGGUAUAAUGGGGGACUCACAAGAAAAAUGGCAGAGGAGAAACUUAUGGACUUGGAAGACGGUGCCUUUUUGGUGAGAGAUUCAGAAAGCACUCCUGGUAAAGGAAACUUCUCCCUCUCUGUCAAGUUUCAAAAUGCAGUACAACAUUUCAAAAUUCUUACAGAUCAGUCUGGAAAAUACUUCCUGUGGGUGGUCAAAUUUCUCUCUGUAAAUGAACUCGUAAAUUAUCACAAGAAACACUCAGUCAGUAGAUCACAGACUAUCGUUCUCCAGGAACCAUAUGACAUUGAAAAGGACGAACAGCUGCUUCAGCAGAGAGAACCGGCUAAUCAGUUUCAACAGAGAGAGGCUAAUCAGUUUCAACAGAGAGAGUACGAGAAGUGCAAGGCCUUAUACAACUUUGAUUCGCAAGAUCCAUCGGAGCUCUCCUUCCAGCAGAACGAGAUAAUCACCCUAAUAGCAAGGCAGCACGACGACUGGUGGAAGGGUGAGAUUAGAACAGCCGCUGGAGUCCGAAGUGGUAUAUUCCCCAAGAACUACGUAAAAGUGUUAGAUCCUCACAUGCACUAGAAGCCCCCCCCCACAAGCCUGCCUUCAAUGUCUCGUAGUGACCAAGCAGCCGCCUUCAUUCGCUGCUGACAGGAAAACAAUAACAAUCAACAGCACAUGUUCAUCAGGGUGCUGUUUCACCAAAAAAGAAAAAUGAAUGUGACAUAAAAUCACACUCAAAUUCCCAGUCGAGUGUGGGUGCACACUGUUGUGUAAUCAUUUGUCAGUGAGGUUGCGUGUUUGAAUAAUGUGUGUGCUGGUGCCUAAUCAUGAAGUCCCACUUCACUGUUUGUGAAACAGCGCCCAGAUCACACAUGUAGAGGUGCACUGAGAAAUUGCGGAAGUUUGUAGAAAUUCCUCAUAUGUCUUUCUGUCAUAUACAUGUUUGAGAUGUCAAACUCAGAGUAAAUGCGUGGUAUCUUUGAUAUAAAUAUUAUUUGACCCCCCCCCCAUUAAAUACCAUUUCAUUUAAAAUGUCAUUUAGUUGUUGUAAUCCUGACACAUUUAUCUUCAUAAAAAGUACAAUUUAAUAUGAGCAUUUAUAAAGUAGACAAACAAAUGAAAGUCUUAUUACAUGUCAGCGCAAGUUUAACUGAUAAGGAAAAGGAAUUAUCAUGUCAUUCAUGUAGAUCAGAAUUGCACAUCAUGAUAACGACGAAGAGUGUGAUCUCCAUAUUUAAAAUAAAAAUUUCUUAAAGAUCAACGGUGCAUGGAUGAGACUUAGAAAACCAUUACUUUGCCAAAUGUAUGUAUACACAUUUUAUGUACCGGUAUACAGUGUACAUGUAUUAUACUAUUAGUUUUUAAAAUGGGAAUGAUGCUAUAACAGAUUGACAUGACAUGGUGUUAUCAAUUUACCAUUUGGAGAUCCAUAAGGGGUGGGUUAUCAUGUAUGAAAGUUUGACUGAGAUGGAAAAGGAAUAAUCAUGUCAUUCAUUUAGAUCAGAAUUGCACAUCAUGAUCACAUGACAAAUAGUGACAAAUAUUGACAAAUGACAAAUAUUUAAAAUAAAAAGUUUCUUAAAGAUCAACGGAGCGUUGAUGAGACUUAGAAAACCAUUACUUUACCAAAUGUAUGUAUACAUAUUUUUAUGUAAACAACGUACAUGUAUAAAUAUGCUAGUUUUUCAAAUGGGAUUAUAUGCUAAUACAGUUUUUGUAAAACAAAAUUUUGCUGCUUAAUUUUUGUUAGGAUUGAUGGGAUUUUACUCAAGUACAAUAUUUGAUGAUUCAGUUAAUCCUUAUUUUUAACAAGAAUUGUCAGACGUGCUCUCAAUAAGGAAGCUCAGCAACAUUGAACAUUGCGUAUACAGUGUCAGUUGGCAACCAACGAUAUGGAGACAGGAGCUGUUCUGCCGGGCUGGAAAUUUUUUUAAUUAUUACUUCUUUUUAACAUCUUCUUUAUUAAAGAUAUUGCAAAAUGUCUUUAUUCAAUAAUGUGCAAACAGACUUGUGACAUCACAAAUCACUGUCAAAAUGUAUUCAUAAUGACGUAGUCAUCAUGAAAUGAUUUUGAUUUUUUGAGUUUGACUGGAAAGCUUUUGAUAAUCCGUCAUAUUUUAGUUUAAUAACCUAAUUCACAUUUAUGAACUAAGUCAGAUGGUAUCUGCAACCAUGUCUAACCACUUCAAAAUGUUGCUGAGCUUCCCUGUACAGGUCUGAAUUAGUUUCAAUAUUCUGCAAUCUUUAAGGGGUCAGUGAAUAUCGUUGAUACCAUGUGAAAACAAUCAAAGGGGGAAAAAACUGAAAAAUCUUAAUGCUGCAGUUUUUGAUUGUCAAUCGUUUGCAAAGGGUUUAUGGGUAAAUUAAUACACACUCAUUCAAGGAAAGUUGACAUUUCAGUGAACUUCCCCUUUAGAUAUAUUUCAUGUUGAAAAAAAAAUCUGUAUAAAUGUAUUAAAGCAAUAUGAAAGGCAUAUUCAUCAGUAUACCAAGGGCACAAUUUUGACAUGGCAAAAGAAUAGUGUUAUCAGUUUACCAUAUGGAGAUCUAAAGGGGUGGGUUAUCACGUAUGAAAGUUAAGGCAUUCUUGGAAACUGAUGAUACAUGUAUUUGUUAAUUUAUUCAGAUUUAACAGUAAAACAAAUAAUUGCACUUCUGCCCUGAUGGUCCAAUGUACAUGUAGUGUCAUUAAGUUUCCAUUUUUUUUUUCAUACACUAAAUCACAACCAAAAAAGUUGAGUUAAUUACACAUACAUGUACAAUAUGUACUGAAUGGUAGUAUUUGAAGAAACCUUGCUCGUUGGGAAAGUAAUUGACAUCACCAAUUAUCAGAUUCAUGAUUUAUUUCUGUUUUCUAUCCAUGUUAUUGAAAUGAGGUAGCAUUUUGGGGGAAUUCAAUUGCAAGAAUAAUCAUGAGAUGAAAAUGGCUCAAUUUUGAACUGUUUAUUGAGUUUUGUGUAAAUUGAUGUCAGCAUAGGGCCACUACCAUUUGUACGAAUAAUUAAGCCGUUUGAUGAGUUGCUUGUGCCUUUUCUUUUUAUACUUGGUGCUAAUUGAUAUUUCAACCUAAGUGUCCCAUUCUGAUCACCUUUUGAACUUCAUGGUGGUAGUUUAGGGGAGCGUCUGUUGUGGGAGAGAAGAAAACAAUUGUUUUCAAGUUUUUUCAGAUUAUAAUUUGAAGGAAUAUUGGAGUGAAAAAAAACAACUAAAAAUCCUGCUACAGAUUGCUUUUUAGAAGCAUUUACAUUUUGAAUGUGACCCCAAAAUAGUUGAAAUGUUUGGGCGGAACAUCUGUAUGUAGUCCCGUACAUGCAUUUCCAUGUGCAGUGCAUGUGACUCACAGCGAAGGGUGUACUAUAAUCAACAAUCACUUUGAGGCAGUUUCUUUCACUAUUCAUUCUCAUGACCUGGAUCCCGUAAUACAAAGGUUAGCGAUUAAUUGCUAAAUGAAAAUGACCUAUCAAGAUCAUUGUUGCAUGAUCGUUUUA